AUGUGGCCGACUCCGAAAUGUGUAUUGACGUUGUUCAUUUCCCCGUCUCUCAUUGCUCUCGUUUCCCCGUUGAAGGAUGAAAUCAAACUCCGGGUUCCAUCUGAGGGAAACUCCUUCUACAUGACUUUUAGGUCGCCAAUGCGCUUUCUAUGCGCGGCGUACAUGACAAUGAGGACUCCCGCCUUCUCUCUAAUCCAGCUUUCCGUCGCGAAAAUCAAAGUCCAGAAGAUAACAGCCAAGGGGUGGGUGAAGUGGUUGAAUAAGGGGUUGCAGUUUCGUGAUGUGAUAUGGUGUGCUGGCAAGGGGUAUUGGGGUAAAAUUAGUCCUGGGGUGGUGGUGCAAGGGUGUCUAUAUACACGCGAGGGAGCUCCGUGUCUUUCGAUGCUGUGUUGUGGCAAGAGCUGGGAUUGGCUGUUCUCUCUCUCCUCCGUUUGA
Molecule: messenger RNA, 435 nt
Organism: Colletotrichum costaricense
Lineage: Eukaryota; Fungi; Ascomycota; Sordariomycetes; Glomerellales; Glomerellaceae
Exons: 1
Coding region: 1-435 (144 amino acids)
Source: RefSeq, a predicted model, not a curated record